AUGUUUUUUUAUAUUGGUGAUUGACAAUUUUAACUUCCUAACAAACCUUCCUACAAAAUCAUCAUGUUAACUAACGUAUCAUCCAGGAUAGAUUUCAUACUGCGGAAACUUAUACAAAGUAUAUUCGUAUUCGUAAAACAAAUAGAUACUUCUACAGUUUUAGUCAACUUUUUUAAUGUAAAACGUCUACUCGUUGCUAUAAGUUGCGAAUUCCAGCCAUAGUAUAAUCGUGUUGGUGAUGAAAACUAAAGUGUAUUUUAUGCAUCACGUAGGUGAUGGUGAUGGAAAAUCUGAUUGGUUACUGAAGCUCAUACGUGCAAAUUACGCUUUGUCAUCCAAAUGUUAUAAAUGCGAUCCAUGUCCAAAUCCAUUCGAUCCUUUAUCUAAAGACGUAAAGAAUGCAACUGAUUGUAAAUGGUGUGCGACAGUAACAGUCCGCGACAACAAACCAAAGGUAGUUAGAGAAUGUACAAGCGAGUGUUCGACUAAAACCUGGGAGAAGAAUACAAUUCGUUUAGUUAUGUAUGUUGCACUGAUGACUUUUGUAAUUCAACUGUCCAUAAUUGUUCAGUUCAUCGAAUACUUCUUGCAGUUCUCUUGGUCAUCAUUUGUUUUUAUAUUAAUCAAAAUAAAUAAACAGAAAAAAUAUUUUCGGCAUACUCAAUUUGAUCUAUUUACAUCAUAAUUAUUAAUGACGUCAUCUUGCUUAAUUUGUAUAUCUCACCUCUUUAUCUAUGUUUAAACCUGUGCUCCAUGUAGAAUGAUUGUAAUUCAACUCAUGUGAGAGGUUGAUCGCUUUCUAUGUUACAUUUAUGUCAUGAUUUCAUUCCGCCUUAUUUUGUAAUAAAGUCAUAUUUAAAAAA
Messenger RNA from Trichobilharzia regenti, 863 nucleotides. The record is from the annotation of a GenBank genome assembly. Lineage: Eukaryota; Metazoa; Platyhelminthes; Trematoda; Strigeidida; Schistosomatidae.